Messenger RNA from Oncorhynchus nerka (sockeye salmon), 3455 nucleotides. It is a transcript of the gene fuz, whose product is annotated as fuzzy planar cell polarity protein. The record is from RefSeq and is a predicted model, not a curated record. Lineage: Eukaryota; Metazoa; Chordata; Actinopteri; Salmoniformes; Salmonidae. The transcript has 2 exons. Gene Ontology annotation, biological process: vesicle-mediated transport; non-motile cilium assembly. Bases 304 to 1638 code for a protein of 444 amino acids.
AUUAUGCGGCCGUAAACACUGAUCUAAAGUCAGUUUAUUUGAUUUAUUCUCCAAGUGGUAAAUUAGGAUUGUGGUAUUAUAAACUGAUGUAAGAUCUGCUUUAGAGACAUCAUCUGAUUGAUUGAAUGAAUGGAUCAUGUGAGAACGGCCAAGGCCAGUUGCUGUGGAAACGUGAAUGGAGUCAACUCGUUUCGUGAUGGAAGAUAUUCAACAAAGAAAAAUGUCCCAUAACCAUGGGCUAGAGCUGAAUCUUCGCCAUCAUUAAACCAGAGGGCCACCGCCUAGCCUGGCCACCCCAGCCACAUGAUGCUCCAACAGGCAGGCUCUGUGCAGCUUCUCUGCCUCACUGCCAACAGUGGGGUUCCUUUCUUCACCCGGGGGGCCUCUAAGCAACUCCCCUUCUCCAUCAUCGGCUCCCUGAACGGUGUGCACAUGUUCGGAGCGGGCCAGGGGGUGGUGCUGGCUGGCUGUGAGACUGAUCGUGGAGGCCGGAUGGUGUGGAGGGUAUUUCAGGACAGCGUGAUGCUCAUAGCAGUGAGCAGCGGUAGGCAGGCCCAGCAGGAAGGUGGUGGUGCAGGUGAAGAAGACCUCCACCUGCGGCGCCUGCUGGAGAACGUGUGGAACUGCAUGGUGCUGGUGCUGGGGCAGGAUGAGCUGGCCAGCUUGAGGAACGUGGAGCGGCUGAAGAGGGACCUGCGCUCCUGCUACCGCCUCAUCGACCAGCUCCUAGAGGGGGGACAAGGACAGGAGGGCAUUAUGGGGGACCUGACGCAUUGCGCGGACUGCCUGCUGCCCCCCAAUGCCACCCUGCUUCAGGAGGGCCUAGACGGCUUUACCCAGGCAGCAGAUAGCGAGUUUGGCUGCCUGAUGGUCCACGGACGGAUAGCCACUGCCACGGAAAAAUGGUGGCGUCUGGCGCCGCAGGAAGUGGUUCUCCUAUCCGUUCUGACCCGCUCUCUCUCCCUCUCAGGCUCUGCAUCCUGUGACACCCCUGUCUUCCUGCCCCAGGGCAGCCCCACCGUGGCACAUCGCCUGCUCCGCUUCCAGCUGCUUCCGGGAGUGGAUGUGUGCGUGCUGUGCGGCCCCAGUCCCACCCUGCACAGGGCUGAGAGCGAGCUGGUGGGUUGUUUCUGGUCUCCUCUACUGGAGGCCCUGAGAGGCAGCCUGGCCGUGGGGGAGCGCUGCCUGCCAGGCUCUGUGACCCUCCGCCCUGAUGUCCUGGCUCUGUUGCUCAUCAACAGAGAGUCCCGUCGCUCUGUCUCCUGUGUGAAGGCCAUCAUUACUAACCCCAACCAUCCUCCCAGUGACCAUCCUCUGCCCUCCAAGGCACGCUGCUGGGAGCUGCUCAGGCUCUUCUACACUUUCACCACCACUCGCUACUUUCCUCUGGAGGAGACCCCGGCCCUGACCCCAGGGGAGAAGGCCCAACGUGGGGACUCCCUCCGGGAGGACUUUGCCCUGGGCUUCUCCCACCAGCCGCUGCAGUGCUACCUGGUGACUGAGGAGUGUAAGUGUUUUGGCCUGCAGACUGCCCAACAUCAGCUCUACCUGCUCACCCCUCUCUCAGUGCCUACCUUCGCCCUAAGCUCCGUGGCUACACAGACCCUCUCCGCCAUCACUUUAGCCACAGGAUUUUAGGCCAUAUUUUAUAAUGGGCAUGGGCACAUUGCUGUGAAACCUAGGGAUAGCAUUACACUGUUCACUAUAUGUACCACUUCUCAGGUGUGAAUGGGGAGCAGGUGUGUUAAAUUUGGUGUCAUUGCUCUCACACUCCCUCAUACUGACUUGGUCGUACAUUGUAGCAAAGUGUCAUUUCUUCAGUGUUGAAAAGUCAUACUCAAAUAUUUACACAAAUGUGAGGGGUGUACUCACUUUUGUGAUAUACUGUGUUAUAUAUAUAUAUACAGUGCCUUGCGAAAGUAUUCGGCCCCCUUGAACUUUGCGACCUUUUGCCACAUUUCAGGCUUCAAACAUAAAGAUAUAAAACUGUAUUUUUUUGUGAAGAAUCAACAACAAGUGGGACACAAUCAUGAAGUGGAACGACAUUUAUUGGAUAUUUCAAACUUUUUUAACAAAUCAAAAACUGAAAAAUUGGGCGUGCAAAAUGAUUCAGCCCCUUUUACUUUCAGUGCAGCAAACUCUCUCCAGAAGUUCAGUGAGGAUCUCUGAAUGAUCCAAUGUUGACCUAAAUGACUAAUGCUGAUAAAUACAAUCCACCUGUGUGUAAUCAAGUCUCCGUAUAAAUGCACUCCAUGAGGGUGGUAUGAGGGCCCGCCGUCCACAGGUGGGGGUUGUGCUUUACAGCCCAACACCGUGCAGGAUGUUUGGCAUUUGCCAGAGAACACCAAGAUUGGCAAAUUCGCCACUGGCGCCCUGUGCUCUUCACAGAUGAAAGCAGGUACACACUGAGCACAUGUGACAGACGUGAAAGUCUGGAGACGCCGUAGAGAACGUUCUGCUGCCUGCAACAUCCUCCAGCAUGACCGGUUUGGCGGUGGGUCAGUCAUGGUGUGGGGUGGCAUUUCUUUGGGGGGCCGCACAGCCCUCCAUGUGCUCGCCAGAGGUAGCCUGACUGCCAUUAGGUACCGAGAUGAGAUCCUCAGACCCCUUGUGAGACCAUAUGUUGGUGCGGUUGGCCCUGGGUUCCUCCUAAUGCAAGACAAUGCUAGACCUCAUGUGGCUGGAGUGUGUCAGCAGUUCCUGCAAGAGGAAGGCAUUGAUGCUAUGGACUGGCCCGCCCGUUCCCCAGACCUGAAUCCAAUUGAGCACAUCUGGGACAUCAUGUCUCGCUCCAUCCACCAACGCCAUGUUGCACCACAGACUGUCCAGAAGUUGGUGGAUGCUUUAGUCCAGGUCUGGGAGGAGAUCCCUCAGGAGACCAUCCGCCACCUCAUCAGGAGCAUGCCCAGGCGUUGUAGGGAGGUCAUACAGGCAUGUGGAGGCCACACACACUACUGAGCCUCAUUUUGACUUGUUUUAAGGACAUUACAUUAAAGUUGGAUCAGCCUGUAGUGUGGUUUUCCACUUUAAUUUUGAGUGUGACUCCAAAUCCUCCAAAUCCAGACCUCCAUGGGUUGAUAAAUUUGAUUUCCAUUGAUAAUUUUUGUGUGAUUUUGUUGUCAGCACAUUCAACUAUGUAAAGAAAAAAGUAUUUAAUAAGAAUAUUUCAUUCAUUCAGAUCUAGGCUGUGUUAUUUUAGUGUUCCCUUUACUUUUUUGAGCAGUGUGUGUGUGUGUAUAUAUAUAUGUAUAUAUCAACAUGUCGAGUGCUUGAAACUUCAGUGCUGUUACUGUGUCUAUUUUCUUAUGAUCAUAAAUAGUUUUGACAUACGAUGUUUGUUUAAAAUAUUGUUUAAAACUCCUGUUUCUAUUGAGUUACUGCUGAUAGAGAUUAUGGGUUAUUUUCACUGUUUUUAUACAUCUAUGUGGAUGAAUGUAAUCUACUUUUGAGUUGUC